AUGGGUGUACUUGCUGCAAUUCAAGAUGGAAAUAAGAAAGGAUACAAUCUCAGACUAACCGUAACAGAUUUGGAUGGUCACAUUUACUAUGCACAUGGCAAUGUCACAACAGCUGCAAUGCUUCUUGACGCUUUCAAGACUACAAAGAGAGAACAAAUGGUUGACUCCGACUCAGACAUUUUGAAUGCAAUUGAAGGAAUUGCAAGUGUCAAGUUCGAAUGGUACCAACCUAACCCUCAAGCAGUCAGACAACAUGCUGGAUACUUCCCGUUCAUAAAUAAGUCUGACAUUGACUUGACAAGGUAUGGAAUUUACAAUUCAAUUGAAACAAUUGUCAAUGAACCUUGCAUUCUUACAUGUCUCAGGAACUCUGGUCUUGUUACAGAUGAGAAGAUGAAGUAUCUUGAGUCAUGUGUGAAGACAAGGUACAUUCUCAGAGGUCAAUUGGCAAAAAUUGCACCGUUGGCAAAUGUCAAUAUCCGAGUCAACAUACCUACAGCUAAAGGUUCUUCACACGACGACUAUGUUGUUGACAAAGACUUACCAUGGUUGAAGAUUGUAAUUGUCCACAACCACUUCAUGUUGAACGAAAGUCUUACAAACCCAUUGUUCGGAAAAGGCAAGUGCAACAUUGUCAGAGCUGUAAACAUUCUUUUCGAGAAAGGUUUGUUGGAACCAAUUCCAGAUGACAAGCUGACAGAAACUUUUGUACCAAAAGACGAAACAAACUUUUCAUUGUUAGCAAGACCAAAAGUUGUUCCAGACAAAGUUAUAGCACAAAAGAAGUACACUGUUCCAAAAGGAGUUGGAUUGUUCGGAUACCAACCUGAACCAGAAGAACUUCCAAUGAGGUUGCAAGAACUUCAAGAUGCUAUAAACAAACUUCCAUUGAGACAUCCAAUUGACGUCAAAUUGUAUUGGAGAGCAUCUGAGUUAGGUCAGAAGGUUUUAUAUGAAACAGGUUGCUUCGACGAUGUUUAUGAGAUAGCAGGCGAA
Trichomonas vaginalis G3 is the source of this 996-nucleotide messenger RNA. RefSeq lists its product as uncharacterized. The record is from RefSeq and is a predicted model, not a curated record. The transcript has a single exon. Lineage: Eukaryota; Parabasalia; Trichomonadida; Trichomonadidae. The annotation marks the transcript as partial.